This is a messenger RNA of Racocetra persica, 336 nucleotides long. The record is from the annotation of a GenBank genome assembly. NCBI's taxonomy places the organism in Eukaryota, Fungi, Glomeromycota, Glomeromycetes, Diversisporales, Gigasporaceae.
CACCGGCAGAACAAAAAUAAUUUUUGGGAGAAGAUGUUGGAAUAUAUGAAGAACACAGGAUAUUUUGAAGAGAAAAAAACAGAUGAGAAUGAGUAUGAUGAAGUGAAUGAUGAGAAUGAUGAAGAAGAGGAUGAAGAGGAGGAUGAAAAUUAUGAUAGUGAUAGUGAGAAUAAUGAGGACGAAAACGAAAAUAAGGAUAGAGAUGAUGAUAACAGAAAUGAUAGUGAUUAUAGUACCGAGAACGAAAAUGAAGAUGAGAAUAGAAUGAUGAUAAUAGAAGUGGUAGAAAUACGUUAUCAUAAGUAUUAUUUUGAAAAUAAUAAAAAAGAAAUUUGA